This is a messenger RNA of Sphaeroforma arctica JP610, 1481 nucleotides long. RefSeq lists its product as hypothetical. Gene Ontology annotation, biological process: cytoskeleton-dependent cytokinesis. Bases 1 to 990 code for a protein of 329 amino acids. NCBI's taxonomy places the organism in Eukaryota, Ichthyosporea, Ichthyophonida. Gene Ontology annotation, cellular component: septin complex; microtubule cytoskeleton; septin ring. Gene Ontology annotation, molecular function: molecular adaptor activity; GTPase activity; GTP binding. The transcript is spliced from 7 exons. The record is from RefSeq and is a predicted model, not a curated record.
AUGAUCCCUAAUACAAUAUCUCACUUGUACCCCCAGGCGCACAAUCAUGGAGCUCGUCAUCGCUACCGUUUUGUAGUGAUGGUACUCGGGCGAUCGGGGCUGGGCAAGUCCACAUUUGUGGACUCUCUUUUUGCCCACAACUUCCAGAGAGAGCCUAUUGACAAGAAUGCCACCUCUCCUUAUAUUCGCACAGUCACGCAGGACAUGGAGGAACGUGGUGUAAAUCUCAAGCUAACGGUUGUGGACACACCCGGAUACGGCGACUUCAUCGACAACACAGGCGCACACAACUGCGCUAAGGCCUACGUGCAGAGCCAGUUCAAGCGUUUUCUCUCUCAGGAAAUGGCGCCAAAACGAGGUCGUGUGUCGGAUACGCGAGUGCAUGCAUGCAUCUACUUCAUCUCUCCAAACGCUCGUGGACUGUCUCCGCUGGACAUCGCCACCAUGACAAGUCUACAGGAUAUGGUGAACAUAAUUCCCGUGAUCGGUAAAUCGGACACACUGACAGUCGAUGAGCGUCACAGCCUUAAGCUUGCCAUAAGCCGAGACCUCCAGAGAGCGGGCAUCAGGCCUUUCGAUCCGUAUGAGUUUGUACUGCCCGCGGACGAUAGCGAUGAUGACAGCGCCGAUGAAAGCCAAUCAGUGGCAGCGAAUGAGGCGAAUGGGGGCGAAAAAGAGGACUACAAACAACACAUCCCAUUCGCCAUUACAUCGUCUCGUGACAAGUACGAGCUCAACGGACGGACGGUACGGGGUCGUAAAUACGAAUGGGGAAUGGUGGAAAUGGACAACGAAUCCCAUUCAGACUUCAUCCAUCUGCGAAAUUUGAUACUGCGGCAACAUAUGAACGAUCUCAUCACCACGACUAACUACAUACACUACGAGAAGUAUAGAGAGUUGGUAUUGAGCAAAGCUCUGGGUAAGAGCACCAUCUCCACCCCCGCACCCACUCCGCAGAAACGGGCCAUGGUCCGAAGUGGGAAUGAAUAGGUGCACAGUUAUAUUUUUAGAUCUGCACGGUUCUAUUUUUAGAUCAGCUCGUACAGCUGACUAGCUUCACAUCGGGGCUUCCUUCCACACUCAGUAUUUACAUAUGCCGUGAGAACGAGUGCAAUCAUAUGAAGUGGAAUAGGGCAGAGAAAUGGGGUGCGGAUGAGCUUUCUGAGUAGAUUCUCGGGUGAGCUGGGUCCAGCUCGUUGGCGUACGAUAUAGGAUGGAAUACGUACGAUGAAACGGCUGUGUUGUUUAUACGGCAAUGUCAGAACAGCCCUUGUGGGGUGUUCGUGUGGUGGGGUGUUUGGUCUGUGAUGGGACUGUAGGCAAAUACAGUCGAUUUGGCCUGGAGGAAUUUGUGACAUUUAGCGUAAAAAUAGUACCAGCAGGCUAAUAGGACUGUUUUCUAGCUAGUAUCGGCUGAGACGGACGUUUACAUGAUAUUUACCCGAUACGAUAGGAAUAUUAUAAAUAGAUAUGCAUUGAAG